CUUCUCCAUUCUACUUUCACGCACUUUUCGAGACUCGCUACCGCCCAAGCUCAAACAUAGUUGCUGAAUAUGAACAGGAUCCCUGUCGUCCUGACUAUUGACGAGAUUGAAUACCUCCUCGAUCAGCUGCCGCCUCCUGACAAGGAAGAAGAUAGUAUUGUUACCAAGUUGCGGGAGCGACUCCAGCAGUCUCUGGCAGAAGUCAGGAAAGGGGCCGAGUAGGCGUAAUCGGGGCAUGCGACGUAAUCUUCUUAGCUCCACCUUCCGGGCGUACUCUGUUUCCUCCAGCCUUCGAUAUGUUCAGAAUGGGAAUGCUCUGUCAAGCUGCAGCGAACCAAUACCUUCAUUCCCCAUCACGCUACUCGACCAGCAAGCUAAACCUCCCUUAUCCCUCAAGCGCUUCUUCCACCACGGUCGGCAUCCUCUCCACAAUGUCUCUAUCUCCGGUCUUUCGCCUUCCCACCUCCACAACAUUCGGCAUCCACACCGCCGCAAGUUCACUCUUCAGACUCAAACCUGGUGUCACGUUCCAAGGCAGUCUGGACAUGUCUUGAGUGACGAUGAUGGGACCUGCUUGGGUGGGAUGAGUCUUCAAGAUCUGAUACUGUCGUCCUUGUUCCCGAAGAGAAUCGAGUUCUUCGCGGGAGAGUUUUCGGGGUCUGUCCGCAGGCGCAUAAUGAAAGUCGCGCGCGAUGACGGGGGGCGGGCACUGGAUAGCCGAGGGCAUAGCAAUGGCUGUUUUGGACAUGUCUGUAUUACCAGUCUCGAAGCUGCUUGGUGCAGAGGACCAUUCCCACGUUCAAGAGAUAUCACUGAUAUACUACGGGCUUCCUCAAGGGGCUUGGAUCUCGUGGCUUUAUGCGCAUGAGAAUAUUCGACUCAUCACCAGGUGUCGACUCAUGCCGGGACAUGGCGCCACAUGUCUUCGGACUUGGAUUCUUGAGUGCCAUCUUUUGUGAGUCUCGACUGGAGAUGCCAGGAACCUUUGUGGGCUAUAAUCGUGCAGCGAUAUUGUGGACGGUUGAGCCCGAACGAGGGCGUUCUUUUGAGGGGCUUCUCUACUCGCAAUGCGCCAGAACCAGG
Cryptococcus amylolentus CBS 6039 is the source of this 1083-nucleotide messenger RNA. RefSeq lists its product as hypothetical. The transcript is spliced from 5 exons. Bases 236 to 868 code for a protein of 210 amino acids. The record is from RefSeq and is a predicted model, not a curated record. Lineage: Eukaryota; Fungi; Basidiomycota; Tremellomycetes; Tremellales; Cryptococcaceae.